UUUUACCCAUUCAAAACGGCUGUAAUCAACACGCUCAAAACCACACAAAUACGCAAAUUAUCAACACGUCAGCCGGAAGCUUCUUUCACCAUUCCUCCUCUGAUUUCCACUCUCGCGAAGGCACCAGGUUCCUUCACACGCUUCGGCCAAUUAUAUACACAAGCUGUCCACCAUUUGUUUGCCUACGUCUCCCCAACUUCAACCAAAAGCUAAAAAAAAAAAAGAACCUCUCUCCUCCUCUUCAACCUCCUCCUCACUUUCCUAUGGAUUCUCAGAGCCACAACCAAAAGCCAAGCGCGCAUCACGCGCAUAAAGCCUCCCCUAGCGAUCUUCUUUCAAGCGCAAGGGUUGUGGCCGAAGCAGCGAAAUCUACACUUCGCCAUGAGAGCAACAAGGUCGACAAGGGAAGGGUCGCUGAUGCGGCUGCUGACCUGCUCUGCGCUGCCUCUCACUAUGGGAAGCUAGAGGAGAAGAACUAUGGCAAGUACGUGGAGAAAGCCGAGACUUACCUCCACAAGUACAAUGCGACCCAUUCUGCUGCUGAUUCAACCACUGCUUCUUCCCACCCUUCUUCGAUGCAUUCUGGUGGGAGCGCUCAUUCUGAGGGGGGAUUUGGUAAGUACGUGCAGAUGGCUGAAGGAGUCCUCAAGAAGCGCUGACUUUCGUCUGCUUGGUCAUUAAUAGUUUGUGUUUAUUUUCGCUGGCGUUCAUGUGUUGAGCUUCUCAUCUUUGUGAUCCAUUUUGAGCAGAUGUAUGCAUGGCUUAGAAUUGAUACUUACAGAGAAGUGAUGGGCUCUAUGAAAAAAAUUCUUUUUGUUUGUCAUC
Asparagus officinalis (garden asparagus) is the source of this 825-nucleotide messenger RNA. Its product is annotated as nodulin-related protein 1-like. The record is from RefSeq and is a predicted model, not a curated record. NCBI's taxonomy places the organism in Eukaryota, Viridiplantae, Streptophyta, Magnoliopsida, Asparagales, Asparagaceae. The coding region runs from base 264 to 659 and encodes 131 amino acids. Gene Ontology annotation, biological process: regulation of abscisic acid biosynthetic process; response to heat. The transcript has a single exon.